Molecule: messenger RNA, 483 nt
Organism: Penicillium diatomitis
Lineage: Eukaryota; Fungi; Ascomycota; Eurotiomycetes; Eurotiales; Aspergillaceae
Product: putative stress response RCI peptide
Exons: 2
Coding region: 1-483 (160 amino acids)
Biological process (GO): endosome transport via multivesicular body sorting pathway
Cellular component (GO): fungal-type vacuole lumen; fungal-type vacuole membrane
Molecular function (GO): ubiquitin protein ligase binding
Source: RefSeq, a predicted model, not a curated record
AUGUGCAGCUCUGAUAUCUUCCUCGCGAUUCUCGCGGUCUUUUUCCCACCUAUCGCGGUGUGGAUCAAGGCCGGUAUUUGUACCGCAGACUCGGUCAUCAACAUCGCACUUUGCCUGCUCGGCUUUAUUCCUGGUCUCAUUCAUGCAUGGUACAUCAUCAUGAAAUAUCCAGAGCCCAACUACGAUGAGGCUGUUUACGAGCCCAUUCCCGGCGGCUCGAGUCAGCGUCGUGACCUCGAAAAUGGUCGUGUGACUUACUACUAUGUCUCACACCAGCCACCUCAGCACUCGGCACCGCAGGCUUCGUAUGGAACCUUGAACCAGCCCGGACAGCAACAGUCGACCCCUCAGUCUAAGACCGCCGGCCACCCUCAACACCAAGGUGCUGCUGCUGGUAGCGGAGAGGGACGAUCCGAUGCCCGACCACCGCCCACAUAUGCCGAGGCUGUGAGGGGUGAUAACAAGAUCCAGUCUCAGGACUAA